Neopsephotus bourkii (Bourke's parrot) is the source of this 2127-nucleotide messenger RNA. RefSeq names its product secondary ossification center associated regulator of chondrocyte maturation (gene SNORC). Bases 1515 to 2096 code for a protein of 193 amino acids. Gene Ontology annotation, biological process: cartilage development. The record is from RefSeq and is a predicted model, not a curated record. The transcript is spliced from 3 exons. Gene Ontology annotation, cellular component: cell periphery. NCBI's taxonomy places the organism in Eukaryota, Metazoa, Chordata, Aves, Psittaciformes, Psittacidae.
GCUGUAAGUAGAAAUGGGAAAGUGUCUAUGAAUACUCAGCUUGGUUGAAAGCUGAGGCGUGCACCUAAAUGGAAUUUGUCUGAAGCUGGAUGUGCUGGGGCAGGUGGCAGCGCUGGAAAGUGUGCAUGUGGCUCUGACUCUGGUGAGGUGAGGUGAUGGGAACAGGAAUAGGUGAGACACUGAUUCUGUAAGGCUUCUUCUGUUUUUAAGGAGAUGACUGGUAAUUCCAGCCUUAUCUGCUCCUGCCUUCAGAAACUCAUGAGGAGCUGCUUCCCUCAAAGCCUCUUUCUUUAAGUGGAGGUGAGGCUGAAGGAACCACUCAAGCAAAGAAAAUAGGCAAGAGCACAGUGCUUGUUUUCCUGAAUUCUCAUCCUGCCUUCCAAGAUCUGGAGCAAAGCUGGAUCCCAGUCCCGUCCGAGUUUAUGAGCAUCUUGCCUAGCAGGGAGAUCCUGAGCAGCCAUCCAUUUCUUACUAAAGGAACUUUCACGUGGCUAGGGAAUUUAUCACUGCACCUAGCUGGGUGCAAGAGCAGAAUUACUGUGGCUGAUAUUUCCCCCACAGAUCCUUCCCUUCUAGGAUGCCUUCUCGCUAGGAAACCUUUACAAUAACCAGGAAAUCAGCACUAAGAAGUGAUGUUUUCCCUGUCAAACCCCGAGCUUUGAUUUCUGUAUAGUGGAACAUUAAUUGCUGAAGCACAGUUCCAGUUUGUAGCUUGCUUGUGCUCCCAGAAGCAGUGUCAGUGCUCCUCCCCAAAACCAGGUAAGGUCUUAACUGGUAACAGUACUUCACUGCAAAAAGUGAUUCAUUCCCAUGAAAACUUAAUCUGCUUCCUGCCUGAGCUAGGAUUCCUUUUACACUGUUUUGUUUCCAGUAUUUGGUACGUAUUUGCUCUGCCCCGGCAGCUUUGCUGUGUACUUGCCCUUGGCUCAGCAUCGCAGCCAUGGUCUGUAGCUGUCAUUGCCUUGCUGUGUCACUUUGCUCCUGUCAGAUACUCCACAUUCGCUUGAUUCUUUUUCUGGGUGAGUCACACGCGUGCAGCAAGGCCAGUAGCUCUCAAAGAGCUUUGUACUGAUGAAUGCAGCAUUUGGAUCCUGGAGUGUAGGAGAGUCUCCAUGCUUCCUCUGUGGCAUUUUAGAGGCUUGAGGCCUUUAAGAAGUUUGUUCUCUACUACCUCAAAGCAGGACGUGAGGGACCAGCAUGUAUGAUAAGCCAUCCCAGGAGCAGAAUGAUUUUCUGCUGUAUUAGAAGUGAAGUUGCUUACCCCCAAAACAAGACUUUUAGUGCACAGUGGAAUUUUUUCUGCUUUUCACCCCUUUAGCAAAGGAAAUUUCCUGCCUUGGGCAGACAAAGAAGGGAAGGGCAUGCAGACAGCCCUCUGCUCUCCCUGCGUACACAUGCAGCCCUGCCUCUCUGUAAACAAGUUUAUUUAACAUUCAUCAGAACCGCAACGCUCUGCGCUGCUCCACACUCCAGCUCUGGCUUUUGCACAUCACAGGCUGCCCUUUGUGCUCCCCAUGAAGGCCUCUUUUCAUCCCUGCCCUGGCCCUGUGCCCGCUGCAGCCACCUGGGGCUGGACAGCCCAUUGCUGGCCUCAGAGUUCACCCAACCCCUGCCCUCCCAUCUCAGCACCUUGUGCCUUCCAUGGCAAAGCCCUCCAUGGGGGGGCAGGAGCAGAAUCUGCCUUGGAGAGGGCUGUAGCUGAUGCCAACCUUGCAGACCCUAGGUCUGGAAUGAGUCUUCCCAUCUUCAUUGUGCUUAAUUUUAUCACAGUGGGGUCUUGGAGCUACCUGGUACCAGAAGCCUUGGCAGAGCACCUGCAGGGCCCAGUGCCCACCCUCUGGAACGAGCCUCCCGAGCUGCCCUCUGGAGCCGGCCCCAUGGACACCACCACAGCCCGUCUCUCGGAUGCCACAGCCUUCCCCCCGUACACGUCUGAGCUGGAGCCCGAGGACACCACUCACCUGCACCGGCUGGAUGCUGGGGACGGGUCACUGGGACCCGGAGCUAUCGGUGCCAUUGUCAUCGCCUCCCUCCUGGGCACCUCUGUGCUUGUGGCCUUGGUCAUCAUCACGCUGAGAAAGUUCUCUGCCUCCUGAACUCAAUAAAAGAUUUCUCUGUACCCCACCA